This is a messenger RNA of Microthlaspi erraticum, 810 nucleotides long. The record is from the annotation of a GenBank genome assembly. NCBI's taxonomy places the organism in Eukaryota, Viridiplantae, Streptophyta, Magnoliopsida, Brassicales, Brassicaceae.
AUGGCAAAUCUCUCUUCUGAUCUUCAGACAUACACAAUGGAUGAUCCCAUAACUCAACUAGCAGAACUGAACAACACUCUUCAUCAAUUCCAAACUAUGUUUGCUCCUCCUUUGUCUUCUUCUCUCGACCCUCUUUUCUUUCAUCAGCAUCAUCAGCAAUUCCCGGAUCAUCAUUUUCCCGGAAAAGUUCCUGAGAAUAAUUUUCAUCAAGGAAUUUUUCUCCCUUCUAAUAUUCACAUCAACGACGAGUCUACUUCAAGAGUCGAUACCAAGAAGAGAAAAACAUUAAUGGCGUCUUUGUCUACGUCGGAGAACAGUGUCUCUGAUCAAACUCUAUCUGAUUCUUCUGCUCAAGUUUCCAUAAAUGGAAAUAUUUUGUCCAAAAAUAGUUCUUCAAGGAGAUGCCCGAGAGGGAAGAGGACGAAGAGUAGAGAAGAAGAGACCGAGAGAGAAGUUGUUCAUGUUAGAGCCAAAAGAGGCCAAGCCACUGAUAGCCACAGCUUAGCAGAGCGGGUUCGGCGAGGGAAAAUAAACGAUAGGUUGAGAUGCUUGCAAGAUAUAGUCCCCGGAUGUUAUAAGGCAAUGGGAAUGGCUACGAUGCUGGACGAGAUCAUUAAUUACGUCCAGUCUUUACAAAAUCAAGUCGAGUUUUUAUCAAUGAAGCUUACAGCAGCAAGUUCGUAUUACGACUUUAACUCAGAGGAUGAUGCUGUUGAUACCAUGCAGAGGGCAAAAGCACGUGAGGCAGUGGAGAUGGGGCAAGGGAGGGAUGGGAGUCCUGUCUUCCAUUCAUCAUCAUGGACCCUUUGA